UCUGCCGAGGCCAUCGCAUUUUCUCUGAGCUCUCUCUCUCCAAACACACGCAGUUGUACGCCUACGGAUUUCUGCAGAUUAUUCUGCUCUAUAAGCUCUUUCUUUUUGAAGAUGGAAACUGAAGGCACUGGUGGAAUGGCAAAACGAAUGAAGAGUUCUGUUGGAGAAAAGGAGUUAGCCCUGCAAGAUGGAUCUACGGUAGAGGUUUCAGCUGAAGAUAAUGUCGUAACUUCGAAUUCCGAACUGGUGGAGAUGGAGAUCUCUCACAUCCUUGAAAAGAUCAAUAACUUCACUCAGAUGGUGUCAGAGCUACUAGAAUCAGGGAAGUCAAUGCUGAAGGAACUGAGCAAUGAGUUUGAAGAACGCAUGAUUUUAAUACACAAGGAGCAGAUGGAAAAGUGGCAGGAGGAGAUCAAGGAACUUCGAGCACUUGACACUGCAAAUGAGGAAACGGAUGCUCUGCUGCAAAAUGCUAUAUAUCUAAUUCAGAACAUUCAUGGUGGCUCUGAAAGUUAGUAAUCAUGAUAAUCGAACAGAAGAUCCCAUUUCGUCAACAUCGAUUUGUAGCUUUUGGGAUAAUAGUAGUGGUAUUAAUAUUACUGAAAUCUUGUAUCAGGUUCUAGUAUAUGAUGUAGUGUUGUUGGUCAGAUAAAUCUUGGGAUUAGAACUAAAGAAUGAAUAUCAUUACUCCACUUUCUUCUUUACAGUAAGAGAUAUA
This is a messenger RNA of Salvia splendens (bonfire salvia), 718 nucleotides long. RefSeq lists its product as uncharacterized. Bases 112 to 516 code for a protein of 134 amino acids. The transcript is spliced from 5 exons. The record is from RefSeq and is a predicted model, not a curated record. Lineage: Eukaryota; Viridiplantae; Streptophyta; Magnoliopsida; Lamiales; Lamiaceae.